AUGCUUGAGCGACGGAAACAGCCAGAGCAUCGUCGACCAACGGCAACGCGCAUCUACGCUGUUCUGGCGUGGCUGCUGCUGCCGGAGAUCGCCGCCGUACGAGAGGAGAACACUGGAGAACGCUGGCAGAAGAACGCGUUCCGCGCGCUUCGCUUCAUGUUCAGCAUGGAGGGCGGAAACCGCGGCAGUUCAAGGCCGGUUGUUCCAGGCCCGGAGUUGUUCGAGGGGAGGCCUUUCAUCGACGUCGGACACUACGUUCGCGAACUCUCCGCAGGAGGGGUUGGAGAGGGAUUUCUGGCUCUUAAACAGGUGCUGGAGAAGGUUACGGCAGGUUGCCACGGCGACAGCGUCUGCCUGGGCGAUCCGUGUGGCGCGGAACUGGUGAAGGAGGCGGCAAGCGUCUGUCAGAAGUUGACUGCAGUGCAAGGGCAGAGGCGUGCGCUAGUAGAUGCCAAAGUACAUCGGCAUCUUGUGCUGCUGCUGGCGACGAGAGACGUGAGUGUGCUGCACAGUGUGCUGCGUGCUCUCAUAAGCAUAGCUGAAGACGCAGCGUGCGCCACCGCCCUGGCAAGCAUCAACGUCACCGAAUCCCUGCUCAAGAUACUGCAAGCCUACGAUUUAUUCUCUAAGAGGCUUGCCUCUCAGCUUCUAAGGUUGAUCAGCUGCCAGCCUGUGGGACGGGAGGACGUGAAACUGUAUCGUGGCCUGCCCACUCUACUAAGCUUGCUGCACAGCGGCAGCGUGGAGCUGGUGUGGAACACUGUCUGGACGCUGGUCAACCUCGUGCAGGACGCCGAUCUCAGCAACGACAUCCGCCUUCAGGGAGGCAUCCCCAUCUUCCUCUCUCUGCUGCAGGACGGCUUCCCGGGCGAUGAGGACGUGCUGCCGUGUCUGACGGAGAGUCCCGGAUCCUCCUCCGCCGUCGCCGCGGCGAUGUCGUCCGUCACCACGAAGCAGGAGGAGAGAAAGCGAGCGUACGUGCUGUCGCUGCGUGCCGGAUGCUGCGCGGUCCUCACCGAACUGAUGCUUGACGACGGAAACAGCCAGAGCAUCGUCGACCACGGCAACGCCAUCUACGCUGUCGCGUGGCUGCUGCUGCCGGAGACGCCCCGCACGACGCAGGAGAAACACUGGGAGAACCUGCAGAUCAACGUCGACAAUCCGGUGUUCGGGAAGCAGGAGCAGGGCCGGGACGACACGCUGGCUAACGAGAUGGGAGUCAUCCAGGAGAAACUAAAACAUCCGAACGUCGUGAAAUACCACAAGGUGUUCAGCGACCGUAAUCAGCUGUUCAUUCUGAUGGAGCUGAUAGAGGGCGCUCCGUUAGCAGAGCAUUUCAGUUCCCUGAAGGAGAAGGCUCAGAGGUUUUCCGAAGAACGAAUUUGGAACAUUUUCACACAGAUGGUGCUUGCACUUCGCUACUUGCACAAGGAGAAGGGGAUUGUACAUCGAGACUUGACUCCAAACAACAUCAUGCUGGGAGCUAAUGACAAAGUCACGAUAACUGACUUUGGACUGGCGAAACAUGCGCAUAAGGAAAUGACUUCAAUAGUUGGAACAAUAACUUACGCCAGUCCGGAGAUCGUUCAGAACCUUCCUUACAACGAGAAGGUGGACGUCUGGGCGGCUGGGGCCGUACUGUACGAGAUGUGCAGACUGACCCCUGCCUUCUACAGUACCAACAUGCUCUCACUCGCAAUCAAGCUGCCACCGUCGCUAAAGCGUAGCCCCAGGCGCCACCUGGUGGAAUGCUUCAAGCAGAAACUGUUUGCACAGAAGUUGGGAUCUACGAACAUAAAGACAGAGUUGUCCAAGAUUAUAAGUGGAAGUGAGGAACUAGUCGAUUUUGGCACUUUGGAACCACACUACGUCAUCAAUAAACCAUCAGUAUUGUCGAACGAAGAACCUUGCCCUGGAGUGACCUACAGACAUCUUCAGUCCGUCGUAGAAAGCGUGCUUGUCGAGAACGGCUACUACGAUGUACAGCAAAUACAAAAAAGCUCAUCCAUGGUUCAGAUGCACCAGAGGGCAGCACUUCCUAGUCGCGCGAAAGUGGACGAACCGCCGUCCGAGGGCAAAGUUUCUAUUAAAGGCCACAAGAUGGCGCUGAGUGGGAAGGCAGUGUCGUCUGCCGGUGUAAAACCAUGUGCUCUGCGGUUGCUGCAGCCUAGACCGCUGUGGCCGGUUGGGUCAGAGACAGAGGAAAGACUUGCCAAUUCCGUCCAACACCACUAGUUGGUGACUUUUAUCAGUUCUGCGUCCAAUAGACUGUGCAGGGAUACUAUUUUAGUAACGUCAGUGCAAUAUCAAAAGUCAUUUUUUUUACUAAUAGUGAUAUUUGUAAAAGUCGUAAAUACCUAAAAUGGUCGUCGUUUUUGUAGUCGUGUUCUGCCUGCUGGAGGUAAUUUUCAUAUCGAAAAUUCGAAAAAUCGGGGAAAAAGUCUUAAAUAAAUGGUGCAAUUUUGUGUAAUCUUCGGAGCAAACAAUCAGAGAGAGUACUAGUUGAUAACGCACACACACUAGGACGUACAAUGAGUGGUGUUGUGUCAGUGUCGUGUUAAUGGGAAGGAAAUGCCUGAUUUUCAUUUCGUAUGUUUUUGUGCGAAUUUUCGCUCACUGGCGUUUCUACAGCACAGUCACCACU
Messenger RNA from Priapulus caudatus, 2644 nucleotides. RefSeq names its product serine/threonine-protein kinase Nek10-like. Gene Ontology annotation, biological process: protein phosphorylation. NCBI's taxonomy places the organism in Eukaryota, Metazoa, Priapulida, Priapulimorpha, Priapulimorphida, Priapulidae. The coding region runs from base 1 to 2235 and encodes 744 amino acids. Gene Ontology annotation, molecular function: protein binding; ATP binding; protein kinase activity. The record is from RefSeq and is a predicted model, not a curated record. The transcript is spliced from 17 exons.